This is a messenger RNA of Hypoxylon trugodes, 2496 nucleotides long. RefSeq lists its product as uncharacterized. Bases 214 to 2457 code for a protein of 747 amino acids. NCBI's taxonomy places the organism in Eukaryota, Fungi, Ascomycota, Sordariomycetes, Xylariales, Hypoxylaceae. The transcript has a single exon. The record is from RefSeq and is a predicted model, not a curated record.
AACAUUAUUUUCGAGUCCCAAAUCUACUUUGCAAGAGCUCGCAAGUAUCCUCAUUUUUCUCCUUCAAUUCAAUUGUCGUUCUCUUAUUUCCCUUGGUCGCUGCUACGUCGAGGCAGUCUGUGGCUUGUUCAAGGCAACCAUACAAUUGAUUCUCGUCCUUGUUACUUGCGACCUCCUUCUCCUUAGUAAGGUGGCCAAGAUCAUUGCUAAAUCAUGGCUUCUUCCUCUAAAGAGCCUCUUCUUCCAAAAGGAGACCAAGAAGGAAGAGAGUCGCCUGGAGAAGAUGGAUCCGGCUAUCCGACGCCUACUCCUGACCGACCGCAUCGCAGCGAGGGGCGAAGAGAAGCCCAGCUAUUACGAACACCUAGGUUGGCAAAAGGAAUCGAGCUUGCCAAACAGUCUGGACGAAUGGCUCGAGAUAAAAUUGCAGGAACCGGACGCCUAAUUGGAGGCAGCAAUCUGCCGGUUAGUGCGAGUACUUCCGCACUUGGACGUGGACGUGGACGCGGCGGGUACACACAAAUUGGAUCGCCGGUUCUUCAGGACACGACUUUUGACUUGUCGAAAACUCGCGACAUUAAUCCGCAACCUUCUUCUGUCUCUGAUUCAGCAAGAAAUUUGUCGGCGGAUAAUACUAGUAUUCAACCCCCGACGAGCCAGCCCACCACGCAGUCGUCAGUUACCGCAACAACCAACGCACCAGCCGUCGCAACAGGUAGUGGCAGAUUUCCUACGCGUCGAAUUCCAAGUGUUACUGGAAUUGGCCCAUUAACAAGCCAUCCCACUACAGCAUUUACUCCUGCAGCUGCUUCUGGAUCCCGGGGCGAGUUCAACAGAAAUGCACCUGGACCUCUCCGACCUUCCCAAACCUCUGGUAACUUGAGCUCGACCGCGCACAUGCAAUCCAACGCGAGCGAGAAAAAACGGGACUCUUUUAUUCCAAUUCCAAAGUCUUCCACAGUUUCCAGUUUCGCGAGUGCUGCUCCCAUUAACCCCACCGCACUCGCUCGUUUCAGAGAGGAAAACAUUCCACCUAGUGAUAAUCCCACAACCAGCAUCAGUGCACGACACAGAGACAGCCUAAGAUUACCCUCUACUUCACAAGUCCCUCGUCGUAAUUUUCCACAAUCGAAGACCAUGGCGUUUCCCAGUCUACCCCCCACCGCUGAGCACCCCGCGGACGAGAAUUCCUCGAACAACAACGGCAAAGGCAAAGGCAAAUCCAUCCAAAACGAGGAGCCGCAGCCACAACAACCUGCGCAACAACACCAAUCGCAGACUUCGCAGCCUACUACCUCUUCCAACACCCAGAAGACCCAACUACCCGCGCCUAAGCCGCAAUCCAAGAAGCCCAGCGGUCUCCCCAAGGCCUUUUCUAACUUGACAUCUUCAUUCUCUCUCGCCAACUUCGGUCGCAGCGAGAAGCGCAACGCCUCAGAGAAAUCAAUGGCAUCCUCAUCUAAGCAAGGCGCACCUCCCAAGCAAAGCGGUAAUAAUUACACCUCCACCCCCACCACCCCGAUGUCCCACGGCCCCUCAAUCGCAGGCCCUUCCGGCACCAAACCUACAAUCCGUCGCGUCACGCAAGACACACCCCCUUCCGCUGCUUCUAACGCCGCCAUCACAGCAAUGGGCACUCACACCAGUCCCACGCCCGCCUCCGGUUCCGCCUCCGGUAGUAACAACCUCCCGUACCAGCGCAACCCGCGUCUAGUCUACGAAGCGAAGUCCUUCGAGUAUUGGUCGGGCCGCUUCAUAUCCCUACAAGACCAGUACAAGAACGAGAUGCUCACGCACGAGAACCUAAACGUCAUCGUCGAUGCGCAAAUGGGACGCACACCUGCCCCUACUUCUACACCCGCAAGUGGUUCCUCGGCUCCUGCUUCUACCAACACAUCUCGCGCCGGCCCCUCGCCUCUUCCCGCGGGUCGUACCAUGGCGCCUCUGCCUCCUUUACCUGCCGAGGCAUCUACUUCUGCUUCGCGACACCAGCAUGGUCGCGCCACCGCUUCACCUUCCAUCGGCGCCCAGCGACGCGUCCAAGCUGCUGAACUAACUAACGAGGAAGCGCGCACCCGCCGCGUAUUCAUCAAGCUUGAAGCGUGCUGCGUCGGCCCUGAAGCCCUGAACAGUCUGCAGGCCUGGCAGCAAGCGUACGCGCGUAAGGUGGACCAGGCUGGUUUCCUGCCCCCGGGCGGUACCUUGGGGAGUGGUAUGCGUAACACUCACACACAUCCUUACACGAACGGCGAGAGUUCCGCUGGUCCCAGCACUGGUUCUGGUACUCAGGCUAAGGCUUCGCCCAAGGAGAAGGGUAGCAAGAAGGGCGAUAAAGACAAGGGAAAGUCAAGCGCCAGUGGUAGUGGAAGCGGACGUGGAAGUCGCUGGGUUAACCGUAUUUUCAGCGGAAACAAGGAUAAGGAUAAGAAGGGCAAGGGUGGUUUCGCGAAGAACUAAGGAGUGCGAUUUGAAUCGCGCAAUGUGGUGUGGGGUGGG